AUGGCGGCGACAGGGCACCUACUCUCGCUGAAAGUUAUGCGGGUCUCACGACCCUCUACGACCAGUGCAUGGGAACCAUUCUACUCCAGCUCGCCAUCAUUCUCCGCGCACUCGACCGGAUCAAUUGUCUCACUGCAAGGGAAAACUGCCCUUCCAGGGCACCCAAAGACGCUCCGCGAUCUCAGCCAUGUUACAGAAGUGCUCAUGCUCCCGUCCUCGUUUGGCGCAAUCCAGCUUGGAGAGACCUUCACUAGCUGCAUUUCAGUUAACACCGAGGCCAAAAUGGACGUGGAGUCUGUCGUAUUGACGGUCGAGAUGCAAACCGCGACGACAAAGGCGGUUCUUGCUCAGUUCGGUGGGCCGGAGCAGCGGUUGGCGCUUGGGGAGUCGCUGGAGCGCAUCGUCAGUCACGAAAUCAAGGAACUCGUUUCUUAUCGACUCCCCCCUGGUGACCAUGCUACAAUUCCUCCUGUCACCGAUCCUAAUGACCCAGGCCUUCACGUAUUUCGCAAGUUCUACAAGUUCGCUGUAACAAACCCGCUGUCAGUUAAGACGAAGGUCCAUGUACCCCGCGCCCCGUCUGCGCUUCUCUCACGACCUGAGCGCGAGAAGGUCUUUCUAGAGAUUCACAUACAAAACCUGACCGAGGACGCAAUGUGGCUGGAGCGUAUGCACCUCGAGUGCGCGGACAGCUGGAAGGUGCACGACGUUAACCUCGCUGAUGAUGGCUCAGAGACGGGGAAGGAGGGCAUAUUCUCCGGAUCUAUGGCGCUCAUGCAGCCACAAGAUAUGCGUCAAUACGUGUAUGUUCUCUCGCCCGUCGUUCUGGCCACCUUCCCGGUGGCACAUGCACCUGGCAGUAUUGUCCCGUUGGGUAGACUGGACAUUUCUUGGAGAUCUUCGUUUGGGGAACCCGGCCGCCUGUUGACGUCGAUGCUGUCCCGGCGCAUACCGCUCAUCCAAGCCCCACCGCAAACACCCAACCAGCCCCCCGCACUGCCGGCCAAGCAGCAUGCGUCUGCGAUCCCUCUACAUCUCCAACGCACUGCGUCGCUCACGAGCGGUCCGCCGUCCCGGCCGCGGUCGCCACAACUCAACCAGCGGCCCAUGAGUCCUCCUGCCGCUGCCGCUGGUGCGACUCCAUUCCGACCUGGAUCGCCCUUCCGCAGCCGCACCACGACUCAAGGGCCGCAAUCCCCCAUACCUGUGCCAGCAUCGCCCAACCCAGCCAUGAUUCGCAAGGAAGAUGUAGGAGUGGACCUCGUCGUUCGCACUAUCCCGCGUGACGCGCUGCACGUCGAGCAGCCUUUCACUGUCGCUUUUACCUUGAAUGUCUCCGCCCCUGUCCCUCUCGCGCGGCUUUCGGAGUCCCGCGCCGUGCGGCUCCUUUCGCUGGUCGUGCAGCACCUUCGGCCACCACGACCAGUCCAGGCGGAGGGUGCCGCGGCGGCACCCGCACCAUCCAAAGAGGACCCGUACAGCCCACGUCUCCCGGCAUCAGGGCUGUCGAGUCCGUCUCCGUACGGCACGCCCCAGCGCGCGGACUUCCAGGACUUCCUCGCGCGCCGGCUCCUCGUCACGUCCCCCCGGCGCAUGGCCAUAGACGACGACGCACAAACGGACGGUGGUGCGACGCCGGCGCCAUUUGGGACGCGUUUCGGUGCUGAGGUCGUCUCGUUGCCCCCGCCGUUUGUGCAGGCGGGCUCCGGUGCAGGCGGCAAGCUCGCCGUGUGCAAGGAUGUAGUGUCUCUGGGUGGAUCAGCCGUGUUCCUACCCCAGCUGCGGCUUGCGCCGCCAUUUGAGCCGGGGGAGACUACCGGGCGCACGCCCGCGCACGAGAGGAACGUGAGCACGGACACCACCGACAGCGAGGCGGACAGUGAAUCCGGGGAGGCCGGCGGGAAUCUGACAGUGAAGGUCGUGGCUUCGCAGGAUUUCGAGCUGUCCUACUUGCCGCUGAAGCGGGGGUUUGUGACAUUCGGUGGGCUGCGGGUGGUUCUGAUCGAGGACGUGACCGUCAAUGAGGGCCAGGAGGAGAGCGCGCAGUCGAGGCAUCAUGCUGAGGAUGUUCGUGUUCUGAAGGAGUGGGACGUCGUUGGGGAGAUCUGGGUUGAGUCUUGAGAGCAGUCGCGGUGGCGCGGCAGCUGAUCCGCACUUGUACAAACUCAGUACAGUGUCUAGGUUGAUUUCCCGGGUGACCGCCUUCGUGUUGAGUUCAACACCUUUGUUUGCCAUGAAUCAU
Postia placenta MAD-698-R-SB12 is the source of this 2242-nucleotide messenger RNA. RefSeq lists its product as hypothetical. NCBI's taxonomy places the organism in Eukaryota, Fungi, Basidiomycota, Agaricomycetes, Polyporales, Adustoporiaceae. Gene Ontology annotation, cellular component: TRAPPIII protein complex. The coding region runs from base 1 to 2121 and encodes 706 amino acids. The record is from RefSeq and is a predicted model, not a curated record. The transcript is spliced from 5 exons.